UUCCCCUUUUUUUUCUCUGUGUUUUUAUUAGAAAAAAACCCAAAAAAUGAUAAGAAAAAUGCUAAUGGUUACAUGCAAAAAUCUUUAGAAAUCUUGAAAAAAUGAGGGAUUUUGAUUAAAGGGUGUUAGUGGGAUUUUUUUUUUUGGCUUUUUUUCAUGAAAAUGGGAUUGAAUCUUGUAAAGACUGGAUUUUGAUUAAAGGGUUUUUAGUUUUAAUAGCAAAGUUUUGAUCUUUUUGGUUUUUUUUGUUCUUAAAAUGGGUGAAAACAGUAAUGAUUUGCUACUUUGUACAGAAACUAAGAAUCUUUGCUUUGAUGAUCUUGAUUCUUUGGCAAAUAAUGACCAAAAAAUUCAAGAAAAGAGUAAAGUUUUGAGCUUUGACUAUGGCAGAUCAGUGGCAUUGAUUGAUUUGUUGCCAAGUCUAAGUGAAGAAAGCUUUUGUGUUAUGAUGGAAAGGGAAAAAGUAUUUUUACCAGAAGAUGAUUAUCUUAAGAGAUUGAGAAUUGGGGAUUUGGAUUUGAAUCAUAGAAGAGAAGCUGUUAAUUGGAUUUGGAAGGCUCAUGUGCAUUAUGGAUUUGGAGAGCUGAGUUUUUGUUUGUCAAUAAAUUACCUUGAUAGGUUUCUGUCUUUGUAUGAAUUGCCAAGAGGUAAAGUUUGGACAAUUCAAUUGUUAGCUGUAGCCUGUUUAUCCCUUGCUGUCAAAAUGGAAGAAAUUAAUGUUCCUUUGACUGUUGAUUUACAGGUAGGUGAGCCUAAGUUUUUGUUUGAAGGCAAAACAAUACAAAGAAUGGAACUUUUGGUGUUGAGCACAUUGAGAUGGAGAAUGCAGGCUUUUACACCUUGCACAUUCAUUGAUUAUUUUAUGAGAAAGAUGAAUCUUGAUGAAUUCCCAUCAAUGCGAUUGGUUUCUAGAUCAAUUCAGCUAAUAUUAAGCAUAAUAAAAGGUAUUGACUUCUUGGAAUUCAGGCCUUCUGAAAUUGCAGCAGCAGUGGCAAUGUCGGUUUCAUGGGAAAGGCCACAAGCAAAAGACAUUGAUAAGGCAAUGUCUUGCUUCUCCAUACAAGUUGAAAAGGACAGAGUGAUGAAGUGUCUUGAACUGAUCCAAGAUUUGACAUUGGUUAGUGGGACUAGUGCUACUACUGCAGCAGCAACAUCAGUACCUCAAACUCCCAAUGGGGUGUUGGAAGCUGCUUGUUUGAGCUAUAAAAGUGGUGAAGGAACAGUUCCUUCAUGUCAAAAUGCAAAAAGGAGGAAGCUUGACACAAACAUCAUCUCAUGAAGUCAUCAACUUUAAAUUUUUAAAAUCUUUUUUAUUAGUUUUUAGAGGUCCUAAAAGUCCAAUGAGUUUUGGCUAAAUGGAAAAUUUGUUGGUGUGGUGAUUUUAAAAGUCACAAAAGCAUUGAGGAAAAGAAGGGGUGGGGGGUGGGGGUCCAUGUUUUUAGCAUGAAAAGAAUUGUCACCAGCUGUUAAUAAUAAUCCUGAGUUGUCAACAACCAUAGUAAAAUAGGAGGUUGAGGAGAAAGAUUUGAGUUUAUUCUCUUCCCUUUUUUGGGUAAUUUUAAAAAAAAAUUCAAAUGAAAAAUAUAUAGAAUGAGAAAGGGUUUGGAGGUUAAAGUAGUAUAGUUAGUGGAGGUUAUUAAGCGGUGGUAUUGUUUUAUUAUUUCUAUUAUGUAGUGAAGUGAAGUGAAAUUGAGAUGUAUUUUCAUGGUACUAUGGAAUAAAACAUCCAAAAAAAGUCCUUUUGAUCUUCAU
Solanum stenotomum is the source of this 1752-nucleotide messenger RNA. Its product is annotated as cyclin-D4-1-like. The record is from RefSeq and is a predicted model, not a curated record. Gene Ontology annotation, molecular function: cyclin-dependent protein serine/threonine kinase regulator activity. Gene Ontology annotation, biological process: mitotic cell cycle phase transition; regulation of cyclin-dependent protein serine/threonine kinase activity. The coding region runs from base 257 to 1279 and encodes 340 amino acids. NCBI's taxonomy places the organism in Eukaryota, Viridiplantae, Streptophyta, Magnoliopsida, Solanales, Solanaceae. Gene Ontology annotation, cellular component: cyclin-dependent protein kinase holoenzyme complex; nucleus; cytoplasm. The transcript has 6 exons.